Molecule: messenger RNA, 3183 nt
Organism: Peronospora belbahrii
Lineage: Eukaryota; Oomycota; Peronosporomycetes; Peronosporales; Peronosporaceae
Source: the annotation of a GenBank genome assembly
AUGCAGUGCGGCUCUGGUGUAAAAGAUUCUAUAUUAUUAUCUAGUAGACGAGUACCUUCAGGUGGCAACCAUUGCGGUCGCAAUGGCGGUCUUUUCUCUUCUUCCUCGUCUUCUGCUGAGAAUUCUGAUGCCUCCGAUGAAGAUAAUGAAAAGUAUCAGAGAUUGGAUGCAAUACCUCCAUUAUUAGGGGCUAUGGUACGCAGCCGUUCAGCUAGUUCGCACCCAAAUGUGCUUCCGGCGGCCGAUUAUAAACGUCGCACCAUGUUUUCGACGUCUCUAACGACGCUAAGUUCUUCAAAUGGUAUGGGGGAUAAUGGAGGACAUAUGAUUGAGAGAAAGGGUCUUUUUGAGAAAGACGAUGAUACAGGGGACUCGUUGGAAACGCUCCAGGAACGGGUGAAGCUUCGCCAAAGCAAGAAACAGUCAGAGAUGAAGGCGCUGCGAGCGCAACUGGAGACGGCACAGCAGCGUGCAAACGAUCUUGAGAUUCGACUUAGUGAAGCCAAUAAGUUGAAGGAGGAGCUAUUGAUUCGCACGAAAGAGUGCCAACAUGUUAUUGAAAAACGCAACAAGCAGCUGAUAAAGGCGAGUGAAAGGAUGGUGCGACAUUCUGAUCAGUAUGAGCUGCGAACGGCUGAGUUGCAGACGCGAUUAAAAACUGUAACUGUACAGUGUGAUCAGGUGCGCGCUGAGGCCGCUACGAUGAAAGAAGAUAACAUGAGAGAGUGGGAGAUGAAGGAGCAGGAGUUUCGAAAGGAGAUGGAAAUGUGGAGUAAAAAGCAUGAGAAGCUCUUACAUGCAGCGGAGUCACGAUUACGUGAACAACAAGCUGAAAAUACCGUACUGGCGAAGAAACUGCGUGAAGUGGAGCAACAGCUUGCGACUGCUGGCAAACAAAAGCCAACUGCCGUGCAAGUGAUGGCAAGCGAAGAGUACCAGAGGUUGGUAAAGCGAUGCGAGGACACAGAGGCAGUCAGCCGAGGACUUAGAUUUCAGCUGGAAAAAGAGCAGCAGGAGAAAGCAUGCCUUUUCCAGCAGCUGGCAGCUCUUCAGGAAACGUUAGGUGCUAAAACUGCGGCGUCGACUGUUACUUUUCUAAAUGCAUCAUCACCGGAGCCGAUUGACGAUACCGAUAGCUGUAGGGACACCACCACGACUGUGGUUGCUGAGGCAGAUGUUGCAAGUUUUGACAUUACGGCAGGAAAAAGCUUGAAUGCGUCCAGUCCUGGCGGAACAGAAGUGGUAUUUCCGGUUGUAGUUGGUUCUCCCACUUCUGUGGCAUCAAGCCCUAGUCGGAGGCGUGUACGUGGAUUUUCUGCAUCAAGUGUUACUGAUGAUGCUUGUAAGCCAUUGCUAAGGGAAGGGAAACGCCGGACUGUUUCUGCACAAAUGAUUGAAAUAGUUCAAGAUCCCCCUGAUAAGUCAACAGAAGACAAAGGGGGCAACGGCAAGUCCAUUGCUGCAUCAGCGACUUUUUUCGAGAAGCUUUCGUCUCGAUUCAAGCGAGGGUCGUCUUUAGGAAACAACAGCCUGAACAUUUACAAAGCUGAAGAUGAUGGUACAGAUGACACAAAAGUGGCCGAUGAAAUUGGAUUUGCGUCGUCUCUUCCUUUGCGCCAAGGAUUUGUCCAUAGCAAGGUGUUAAAGGAUCGCCCUCGAAUGUACGUGGCAAGGUCCCCAUCUCACCACGAGGACGAGUCAAGCGAUAGCAUUUUUGGCAGUGAGUCAUCUUUGAGUGACAUAUCAGACGAUGACACGCCACCGCCUCCUCCACCAAUCUUCGUGCAUGAAUCUCCUCCAUCUUUUCCCCCUCCAGUUCAUAUGGAGUCUUCGUCGCAACUAUUAUUUUUGGACCAAAGCGCCGAUGCAGACUUAAGUAGCUCAAGUAGCGAUGAAUUUGGACGGUAUGAGCGGCGCAAGGCAGUUGAGUCACCGAUUCGGUUGUCCAAAACUGCACCUACGUUGGAAACACGUGGGCACACAGGGAGCCUGAGCGCAUCGCAGACGCCAGGUGGAACAUCAUUGCCAUCAUCGUCAUCUUCGUCCUCUUCAGACGACGAUUUUGACGAGCCAGAUAUUGAAAGAAGUCAACCUCUUCACGUGGAUGUCAAGAAAGUCGAAUGCUUGUCGGAAUCGUUGUUAUCAAUGUCCUCUAGCUCGAGCGAUGAGGCUAGUGGUGUGUGUCGUGCAAGCAAAAUGAAGGCCCAGGGAAAGAUUCAGAAAGACAGUCGCUCUGACCAGGACAAUCACGGAAAGCGUUCAUUACGUUCGUCUACUUUUUUAAAGUCUCGAGAGAAUGGUAGGAGCUUAAGUGGUGAUAUACACAAGACGAGCAAAAGUCGUAUGAACGAGUAUAUGGAGGCCCGUGCAAAAAAGCGAAACGAAAAGGUCAAACGUACCCAACAAAAGGAGCACGAAGAGACUAUAAAGCAGGAGGAGUACGAAAAGGAAUGGGAAAAGAUGGCACAAGAGGAACGUGAGCGGAAGCGCAGGCAACAGCAAGCGCGACGCAACGGAAAGCGGCGGCCUGCAAGCAUGAAAACAGUACGAGUAUCGCAGAUGCGUCAGCAGAUGAAUAACAAACUGCAUCAAAAGGAUCAGAAGGAAGCAUCGGUGCCCUUGCCAUUUCAUCCAAACGACCAACCACGGCCUCACGUUGAUGAUGGCGUGGAUGUUGACGGUCGUCAUUGUCGCCGAAAAAGCGAGAGCAAGACAUCAGAAAGCGAAGCAGAGGAAGAGCAUUCACCCGUCUUGCAUUCGUCAUCUGCUGCGUCGCCACCAUUACCUCCCGAGCCGACCACGGCUGACACCGAGCUGUAUCUUCGCCAGCAAGCACGGCUGCGUGAACGCCACGAAUUGCAGAUGAAGCAAAAGGUCGAGGCUGACGAGGCUGAUGCUGUCCGUGGAGAUAUCCAUCGGCGAGUAGAGAUGUGGGCGUUUGGCAAGACACUUUUGCACAUGAUUCUUACUUUGGAUCAAAUUUCCUCGAACGAUGCGCUCAAAAAAUGUCAAUUGAUGGUCGUGCAAUCUCCUGAUGAUGAUACCUUACGCAAGGCUUAUCGGAACAUCAUUAGAGUCGUUCAUCCUGAUAAACUGCGUGGCGCUACCAUUCCUGAGCAACUGGAGGCCAAGGAGCUUUUUACUGUGCUUAACAAAGCCUUUGAAAAGUUUAAGCAUCCGUGA